Gordionus sp. m RMFG-2023 is the source of this 1647-nucleotide messenger RNA. RefSeq names its product zinc finger protein Xfin-like. Bases 1 to 1587 code for a protein of 528 amino acids. The transcript is spliced from 3 exons. Gene Ontology annotation, molecular function: DNA-binding transcription factor activity; RNA polymerase II cis-regulatory region sequence-specific DNA binding. Gene Ontology annotation, biological process: regulation of transcription by RNA polymerase II. NCBI's taxonomy places the organism in Eukaryota, Metazoa, Nematomorpha, Gordioida, Chordodea, Parachordodidae. The record is from RefSeq and is a predicted model, not a curated record.
AUGCUAUUGGACUAUUGCGAAAUUGUUCUACCAUACCAAUGUAAACAUUGCGAAACGAGUGUAGACAGCAAUGGUAGAUAUUGUAUCCAUUGUCGCUUUUGUGGAGGCCGCUUUUCACGGCACACCAAAUGCAACGACAUCAUACUACACGCCCUCAAUUCAGGAGGCAUUUCAUCUAGACUUGAACCAACCGGAAUUUUUAGAACCGAUGGAAAACGUCCUGAUGGAAAACGUCCUGAUGGAAUUCCCUUAAUUCCUUGGUCAAGGGGUCAGCUCCUGGUUUGGAAUUUCACCUGCAUUGACCUAAAUGCACCAUCUAACUAUAAAUUCGAUGCCCUCGCCCUCGCAGAAUCUCGAAAAACCCUAAAGUACAGUUCCUUAGACCCUUCUUUCUUAUUCAUACCCAUCGCCUGCUUCAUUCUCACCACCUUCACUAGCAAAGCUCAACGCUUUUUCAAAGAAUUAGGCAAACGGAUAUGCGAAAUAACCGAUCAACCUAAGGAAUCCCUCUUCUUAAGCCAAAGACUUGCUACCGCCAUUAUUCGCUCUAACUAUCUAAGUUUUAUUUUUUGUCCCCUAUCCUUUCCUAUAAUGCCAAAUGAGGUGCAGGAAAUUAAACCAUAUAAAUGUGAAUAUUGUCAUAAAUCGUUUGCAAAUUCUUCUUACCUCAAUCAACAUUCGAGAAUUCAUGCUGGUAUCAAACCAUAUAAUUGCGAUUUAUGUCAACGAAAAUUCACACAACUUUCUCAUUUACAACAACACGUGAGAACACAUACCGGUGACAAACCUUAUAAAUGUAGUCAGGCGGGUUGUAUAAAAUCAUUUACUCAGCUUUCAAAUAAACCAUACAAAUGCAAUAGUUGCUAUAAAUGCUUCGAGGAUGAAAAAAGUCUAAGAGAUCACAUCCCUAAACAUCGAUUUUCUAAACAUUCUAAGAUUCAUAUAUGUUUUUUUUGUGGUAAAUCCUAUACUCAAGAAAUUUAUUUAACUCGUCAUAUAGCAAAACAUAAGCAUAACUCAGAUAAAAUCAAUAUUAUCGAUCGAAUGAAUAUGGAUUCACACGUGAUUAACCGAAUUUUUCCUGAAUCUAAUGAAUCAAAAUUUAUUUCAAAUGAUGAUAAAUUAUUUACAUCGAAUACUGAUAAUAACAAAAAAUUCAAUGACCACUCAUUUUAUCAAAUUUAUAAUGAAACGGUAAUAUAUAAAAACAAUAAUUCUAGUGCAAAUAACCCAGUCUCCAUAAAAAAUAAUAGUCAUAACAACCAUAUGAGAUCUAAUCCACAGAAUAGAGAAUUUAUUAGAGCAUUUUACCCUGGAGAACAUUCAAGACAAAUAAAUUCAAUAUCCCAUAGUUCUUUCCAUUCCUUUAUUCCCCUCUAUAAUCACUUAAUGGAGAACAAUAAAAAAUAUGAGCAGAAUAAAGUAGAACCAUCUUUUUUUCAAUACACAAAUGAAUCAGGUACUCAAAAUUUUUCUACAUCAAAAUCAUACACUAGUCAUGAGUGGGAACAACCUAAUCUACUUUACAAACAUUCAACUCUUACGGAUUUUCUAAACGACAAUGAAAAUAUAAUUAAAACCAUAUAAUAAAUUAUUAGAUAUUUUAAAAAAUAAUUCGACAUUAGCUAAUUGUUAAAUAUAUUUUUC